Molecule: messenger RNA, 2950 nt
Organism: Kogia breviceps (pygmy sperm whale)
Lineage: Eukaryota; Metazoa; Chordata; Mammalia; Artiodactyla; Physeteridae
Gene: SLC11A1
Product: solute carrier family 11 member 1
Biological process (GO): metal ion transport; response to lipopolysaccharide; intracellular iron ion homeostasis
Cellular component (GO): plasma membrane; phagocytic vesicle membrane
Molecular function (GO): iron ion transmembrane transporter activity; metal cation:proton antiporter activity; manganese ion transmembrane transporter activity
Source: RefSeq, a predicted model, not a curated record
UUUUUUUUUUUUUGGUUGCACUGCGGCAGCAUGCAGAACUUCCCCGACCAGGGAUCAAACCCGUGGCCCCUGCAGUGGAAGCGCGGAGUCUUAACCACUAAAUCACCAGGGAAGUCCUGAGCUGGCACUAUUUUUUUCAUUCCCAACCUGUUUCAUAGUUCAUCUUACCUGCCUGGCCUCCUUGGACACCUAAACUUUUAACCACUUAGCUAGUCUGAGCCCUUCCUUUAACAGAAGAAACAAGAUCAGAGACAGGACACGCUCUGGUGACAAUGUCAGGUGAAUCGGUGGCAGAACAAGGACCAGAAUUCCAGCGCCCCUUCCUUCUGAGGAUCUCUUUGGCCUGAAUCUUCAAUGCAUGUCCCUGUGGCAGUGCCUGGAAGGUCUUUUCCUCUGAGGCACCCUGGGAAACUGAGGUCGAGGUAGGCAUCAGAACUCCCUUCCUCCUGUUAGGCCAACCACUGGCCAUGGGACUUAAGAAUGAAAAGGAGAAGAGUCUGACUGUGCAGGGUGAGAGAAGGGGGAGGCAGGGGGCAGUCACGUGAUCUAGACAUGAAUGCCCAAGUGGCAGGAAGUGCCUGAAAUCAGAGCUAACUUGAGAGGCACAGAACUCGGGGUGCCUGGAAGGGAGCCAGAGGAGUUGUGGGACUCAGGCCAGGAGGGGAACAAAUGGCCAUACUGUGGUCACCCAGACCCUUCCACCAGAGCUGGCCACUUCUGCCUUUGGAAAGUGUUUCACAAUGCCCCGUGUAUGUGAGGACAGCCCAGCUCAGCUGAGGAUGGGUAAGAGGGUGUGGAUUCACACACUCACCAGCACCCAGAGAGGAAGCGUGGCCAGAAGGGCUGCCCAGCACACCACUUGUGCAGAGUGCCUGAGUCUGCGGUCCUCAUGACAGGUGACACAGGCCCCCCAAAGCUCAGCAGGACCAGAUAUGGCUCCAUCUCCAGCCCACCCAACCCAGGGUUACAGCAAGAGCCUCCUGGGGGGACCUACCUGAGCAAGAAGAUCCCCAUCCCAGAUGCAGAACCGGGCGCGUUCAGCCUGCGGAAACUGUGGGCCUUCACGGGGCCCGGCUUCCUCAUGAGCAUCGCUUUCCUGGACCCAGGAAACAUCGAGUCGGAUCUUCAGGCUGGGGCUGUGGCUGGAUUCAAACUGCUCUGGGUACUGCUGUGGGCCACUGUGUUGGGCUUGCUCUGCCAGCGACUUGCUGCCCGGCUGGGCGUGGUGACAGGCAAGGACUUGGGCGAGGUCUGUCAUCUCUACUACCCUAAGGUGCCCCGCACCCUCCUCUGGCUGACCAUCGAGCUAGCCAUCGUGGGCUCAGAUAUGCAGGAAGUCAUUGGCACAGCUAUCGCAUUCAACCUGCUCUCAGCUGGACGAAUCCCACUCUGGGGAGGUGUCCUCAUCACCAUCGUGGACACGUUCUUCUUCCUCUUCCUCGAUAACUACGGGUUGCGGAAGCUGGAAGCCUUUUUUGGAUUUCUUAUUACCAUUAUGGCCUUGACCUUCGGCUAUGAGUAUGUGGUGGCACGUCCUGCUCAGGGAGCACUUCUUCGAGGCCUGUUCCUGCCCUCGUGCCCUGGCUGCGGCCAGCCCGAGCUGCUGCAGGCUGUGGGUAUCAUUGGCGCCAUCAUCAUGCCCCACAACAUCUACCUGCACUCAGCCUUGGUCAAGUCUCGAGAGAUAGACCGGACCUGCCGGGCAGACAUCCGAGAAGCCAACAUGUACUUCCUGAUUGAAGCCACCAUCGCCCUGUCUGUCUCCUUCUUCAUCAACCUCUUCGUUGUGGCUGUCUUUGGGCAAGCCUUCUACCAGCAAACCAACCAGGCUGCGUUCAACGUCUGUGCUAACAGCAGCCUGCACGACUACGCCAAGAUCUUCCCCAUGAACAACCUUACAGUGGCGGUGGACAUUUACCAAGGAGGCGUGAUCCUGGGCUGCCUCUUUGGCCCCGCAGCCCUCUACAUCUGGGCGGUGGGUCUGCUGGCCGCCGGGCAGAGCUCCACCAUGACCGGCACCUACGCGGGACAGUUUGUGAUGGAGGGCUUCCUGAAGCUGCGGUGGUCUCGCUUCGCCCGAGUCCUGCUCACUCGCUCCUGUGCCAUCCUGCCCACCAUGCUCGUGGCAGUCUUCAGGGACCUGCGGGACCUGUCAGGCCUCAACGACCUGCUCAACGUGCUGCAGAGCCUGCUGCUUCCCUUUGCUGUGCUGCCCAUCCUCACGUUCACCAGCAUGCCCGCCCUGAUGCAGGAGUUCACCAAUGGCCCGGUGAGCAAGGCCUUCACUUCUUCCAUCAUGGUGCUGAUCUGUGCCAUCAACCUCUACUUUGUGGUCAGCUACUUGCCCAGCCUACCCCACCCUGCCUACUUCAGCCUUGUGGCACUGCUGGCCGCAAUCUACCUGGGCCUCACCACCUACCUGGCCUGGACCUGUCUCAUCACCCAUGGAGCCACCCUUCUGGCCCACGGUUCCCACCAACACUUUCUGUAUGGGUUUCCUGAAGAGGAUCAGGAGAAGACCUCUGGAUGAGCUCCCACCCAGGGCCUGGCCGAGGGUGUAAUGAGUGGGGCAGACUGGCCUGCUGGACCAGUGGGGGGCGGGGACGGUGUGUGGAGGCAGCAAGAUGGAGUUCUGGAAACAGGCCAACCCUGGUUCCCCUGGUUCCGUAGGGACCUGCUGUCUGCUAGUUCGGACAAGUGAUUAACUACCGGAUCUCAGUGUUCUCAACUAUAAAAUGGGGACACCAACCUUGCAACGGAUGUAAAUAAAGCACUUUAACACAGAGCCUGGCACUUGAGACUUUAAAAAAUCAUUCCUAAAGUAUUUAUUGAGCACCUAUAGGAGUGACCUGACAGACCAACCCAAUUGGGGGUGCGACAGGCUCCAAACUGGUACUUAAAAUAGAGUCUGAAAAUGAUAAAUAAACGCUAAUUCACUUCUUAUCCAAAA